AGUCAAAUUCCAUAGGACUAGGACAUAGAAUAACCUUUAUGUUAAGUACAUUAAAUGAGAAUAAUAACCCGCCAAGGUACUUACAGUUCUAUCUUUUUAUGUUUGUUUUCUUCGCCUACAAAUCAAUGAACACACAUUUCAUAGCACAGAAGAACAACUUCGAAAUCUCUAGCCUAUCAGCGCGAUGCUCCUGCCCGGAAAUAUAUGAUCAGCCAAUCAGCUUUGAACGGCAGAAUUUUCAAAACUGACCCGCCAUGUUGUUGUUAUUUUUAGUUAGCUAGCUAACUUGGAAGUCGUUUAUCCGAGUACUUCCAUCCAUAAAGGUUGCUAGAUAGUUGGACUGCUAGAACUUGGAUAUCACCAAUAAUAAUUACAUUUUAAACAGGAUCAUGGACUCAAUGGAAGCUCGUUUCGGCCACAUGCGUCAGCGUGACACCAGUGUGGACAUGCUGCGGGUGAAGAUGUCUCGGAGACGGUCGCAGUCCCAGAAGGAGAACCGAGACAAGGCCCUGAACAGCCGCAGACAGCUUGACAAACUCCCCGAACUGGAAUGCUCUCAACUGGACAUGUCUGUUGCUGAACAUGUGUCAGUAAUUCAAGAAAAAGCACCGAAUGCAAAACAAGUGAAAAACACUGCAGUGGAGGAGCGAAUUAAAAAGCUUGCACGCUACAAAGAGAAGAAGGAGCUUGUGAAGGAGAAAGAGAAGAGGGCAAGGGAGAAGAAGGGGGUGUUUAAAGUUGGGCUAUACCGGCCCCAGCCCCUGGCCCCUCUACCUCAGGCCCCAGCUGCAACGACCAAAGCCAUGGCAACAACGACAGUGGUCCUGCCCCAAUCCACCAGAGUGACGCGCUCAACCAUGAGGCAGCAGGACCCCAAGGCACCACAGACUAUUGACACUGUCCCUGCUUCAAGAAAAGUUGAACCAGCUGUGGUCAGGUCAACCAGGAGAACGAAGAUCACUUUAGGUGAACCAGUCGUCAGAGCCCCAUCCACAAGGUCAGCUAACAGGCCUCUGGUCUCUGUGGCCCCGGUGGCAAAGGACAAACCUGCUGCAGCUCCCAAGACCAGAUCAAAUGCCAAGCAGUCUGCAUCACCACCUGUUGGCAGAGGGAGGAACACCAGGGGCAAUACUGAAAGCAAUAAGCAAGCUGCUGUAAAAGUGAAAAAGCCAGUGGAGGAGCCCAGGGCUGCCAGCCCGCCACCCCCCAGUGUAAAGGAGGAGAAGAUGGUAGAAGUCCCUUCCCCUGCUGAUCCAGAACCUGUCCCAGCCCAGACCUCCUCCCUCCCCCCUCCAGCCCCUACCCCGUCCUCCUUCGCUCCUCAGGGCUUUGUGUUCCAGGCCCCAGCAGGCCUGUCCACCUUCAAGCCCACCCCUCUCACCCCCGCUCUGCAGACUCCUUCUUCAAACCCAGGUAACACAUUUGUCCCUGCCUUUGUACUACCACCUGUGCCACUCUGGCUCUCUGACUCGGUGCCCAAAAUGAAGCUCAGUGCUCCCUCUCCUGCCAAGUCCCCUGUUCAAUCCCCGCCUUCUCCUACUCUGGCCCCUCAGUGUCCCCAGGAACCAGAGCAUGAUGUGCCCUACUUUAGGUUGGCGGUGGUCAGUGAGACUGAGAGACUGACAGCAUUUUGUCAGCAGUGGGAGCCCAGGGUGGAUGAUGCCUCUAUCCCUGAAGAGAUGCGGGACCGUAUGCGUACUGCGGUGGGGCAGGCCAGGCUGCUGAUGAAGGAAAGGUUUGGUCAGUUCUCUGGCCUGGUGGAUGACUGUGAGCUUGGCAGAGGAGAGAAGAUCACCACAUGCACCGAUUUGCAAGGCUUCUGGGACAUGGUCUACUACCAGGUAGAAGACGUGAACAAUAAGUUUGGUGCUCUGAGGGAAGCAGAGUCUAAGGGUUGGCAGGAGGAGAGAAAGCCCCCACCACGACAGAGGAAGGUGGUCAAGAAGACGGCCUCUGCUCCGGUGGCAAAGCCUGUUGGUGGAGCUGCCGCCAAGUCUCGUCUGGCUGCCAUCAAGGCUGCUAUUAAGGUCAAGCAGCAAGCUGCAGAGGCAGAGAAGGCAGUCCAGGCUACAGGGCCAGGCAGUGCUGUGGACGACCCUGCUCCAGCUCCUCAGGGCCCCCAGGCAGAGAUCUUGGCCCCAGAGUCACCGGUGGUGGUGUUCCAGGGAGGCUUCUUCCAGGUGGAGAGUCCCGCCAAACUCACAGGCUCUGUGAGGAGAUCAACCCGUGUAGCUGCCAGGCCGCCUCAGGCAUCUCCCUGCUCUGUCACCAAGUUCUCCACCCCCGUCAGAACCCGCCACUCCAACGCUGCUGCAGCUGCACAACCCUCUACUCUCCCCUGCCUCACCCCUGCUCGCUCCACCCUCACCCCUGCUCGCUCCACCCUCACCCCUGCUCGCUCCACCCUCACCCCUGCUCGCUCCACCCUCACCCCUGCUCGCUCCACCCUCACCCCUGCUCGCUCCACCCUCUCCCCUGCCCAUCUGUCUGAUGCCACCCCACUCUGCACCCUGGCCCCCGCCAAGAAUAGCCCCACCAGAGUCUCUCUCUGCUUCUCACCAGUCAAAGAAGCUUUGAUAGACGCCCAGUCAGAGGAAGGCCCCAUCUACCAACCAGAGCUAGUCUCGGUCCAGAAUGAAGUCACUCCUGACCAACCAGAGCCCGAGAGCAUGCAGGAAGCUUGUGACCAAUCGGAGGUUGUCACAGAGCCCACUGUUUGCCAUGAGGAGCACAUUGAGAGCUCUGAGUCUGAGAAAAUGAGCCAAUCACCAUCCAACACGCAACAGCUGACCAAUGACGAAAUGCCCCAAGAAGUCGUCAGCCAAUCGGUGUUGGCCGCAGAGGAGCCCAACCAAUCGGAGCUCCUGGCCAUGCCUGAAGUGAGCAGCACUUUGGCGACCCAGUCAAUCCUAUCCUCUACUUCACUCCAGGACAGAGAAGAAGAUUUAGAGGCCUACGAUAUCAGCCUACCCAUCUCACCAAGGCUUCCCCUCUCUCCUUCACUGCCCCACACUCCCACCUAUGGAGCAGAGUUCUCCCCCGUCAGGAGCCCUGCCUUCAGCUUCACCCUCUCCUCCAAUCCAGCCAGGCCAAAACCUACCGAGGACAGCCUAUCUCUCCUCUCCUCACCCAUCGUCUCAGCUAAUGCCGAUGUGACAGUGACUCCAAACAGUUAUAUCAGUGAGAGUCUUCUGGGGUUGGAGUUUGAGCGCUACCUCCAACCUGUAGCAAGCUGCAGCCUGUCGCCACAGGAGCUGGGUGUUGCUGAGGAGAUGCUGUCGCCCAUGGCGAUAGACGUAGAAAUGGAGAGUCCGAUGGCUCAGUCUGGAGAGCCCACUUGGGAGGAAGCGUCGUCUCCCACAGCGUUUCCCAGUUUGGCACAAAUGUUCACCCCACGGACCACAAAGCCAGUUGAGUCGGACAUGUUGCUGUUCACCCCUGAUCAGAUGGACAGAGUGAGACAGUCAAUGUGCCCCAGUGACCUCAUGUCAUUCACACCUCCAUCUAAUAGAAUGAACAACUGAUGAGACCGAUUUGCUUAACUGCCGUUUUUCCCCUCCAUUUCGCUCUAGAGACUAGUUUUUAUUGUCUCAAGAAAAUCAUUUGUUUAUAUGCAUUGUUACUUUUUUCUAAACUCCUCUAAUUGUCAGACAAGUGUUUUUAUGUAACUUCAACAGAUUUUCAAGAAGUUUCCUUAAAUUCUUUGUGCUAUGUCUACUACACCUUUUUUAUUGAAAUACCAAAAAGGCUCCAGGUAGUGUUUCCUAACUAUUAAGCACAGUUCCUAUGGUGCCCAGGUGUGUGAGGUAAAAAAAACAGGAGUUUCUAUAUACCGGUAGCCUAAAUUCUUCUAUGUUGAAUAUGCAUUCUGAAAAACCUUUUGGUUUGUGUAAAUAAAAUGUUCAUUCUUCUAA
Oncorhynchus masou masou (cherry salmon) is the source of this 3914-nucleotide messenger RNA. RefSeq names its product discs, large (Drosophila) homolog-associated protein 5 (gene dlgap5). Gene Ontology annotation, molecular function: microtubule binding. Gene Ontology annotation, cellular component: nucleus; cytoplasm; spindle pole centrosome. Gene Ontology annotation, biological process: signaling; chromosome segregation; kinetochore assembly. The transcript is spliced from 16 exons. The coding region runs from base 390 to 3524 and encodes 1044 amino acids. Lineage: Eukaryota; Metazoa; Chordata; Actinopteri; Salmoniformes; Salmonidae. The record is from RefSeq and is a predicted model, not a curated record.